CGAUUAGGUGCUACUGGACGGUCAACGUGGAACAGUUUGUUGGUCAUUUCCACGUAGUAAACGAAUAUAGUUUAUCACAAUGGCUGUAUCCAGCAGUGUUUCAUUCAUGCUAGCAUUCACCCUGUCGAUCGUGCUGUUUGCCGGAAUGCAGAUGUACAAAACUCAACUGUCUUCUUCCCAACCAAUGACAAUCUUGGGCGGCUGGCUGGGGUCGGAUUUAUUCAUUCUCCUGUUAACAGCUAUAAAUAGCUUUGAGAAUAUGUCAUUUGGCAAGGGAUUUCAAGCAAAGCUCAUUCCAGAGGUGGCCAUCGCCCUUGUGGUAGCUGUGUUCGCAUCCGGUUUGGUUCACAGGGUGUGUGCAACGACAUGCGUCAUAUUCUCGAUGGUGGGCCUGCACUACCUCAACAAGUUGUCCAUAUCAAAAUACCAAGCGCCCGUUGCCGUGCCAAUGACUAGUGGUAAGGUGAAGAAGAGGAACUGAACAAGAGUGACUGAGGCGGGUGGGAGGUGAGAGUGAGUGGCGCAUCCAUACACCAGUGGUCCAUACCGAUUUCGAUUCGUGCCUUCACGAAUCGAUGCACCCUAUAAUAUAUCAGUACGUUGAAUCUAUACUAAUCUAUAAGAAUUCUAAUUAAUGAGCGAAUUUUUUUCUCCGAAAAUGCACGCGGCAGGUUCUUUCAAUUGCAUGCAGUACGCGCGAUAUGCGGACGGGUUUCAGUUGGCGGAGGUUGAUUGUUGAGUCGGAGCAGCACUUGUGCGUUACGUGGGCCGUGGAUAAAUAUUCUGACAGCAGCACUCUCGGUGCAUUUAUGUUCAAAUUUCGAAUUCACGGAGAGCGAGAGUGAGCAGAAUGUAAUCACGCACGCACUCAACUGACGUGUGUGUGAUAAGCGGAGCUAGAACUUGAGAUAUGCGAAUAACUAGAUACGUAAUGAACGCACGCGAUCCGUGCAGCUAUGUAAUCAAACUAUCAAGGCAUCAUGGGUGUAUAUUCGUCGGCGUGUGGCGUCCGCGACAAGUGAUUGUGUGCCUGCAUUGUAGGCAUACCUUUUCUUGCCAGCAGUGCCACAGAGUGUGUACUGGUGUAGUGGAAAUGUGCGGUUUCUAGCUAUAUUGAUUAUGCAUAUUAUAUAGUUGAUGGUGGUUUUCGCCGUUUGUCUGUGUCCGUGUGUCGAUGGGUGGGGUUGAAUUUGUUGUUGCAGGCGUGGAUGUGGGUCUCAGUAGAUGUGUAGCAACUAAUAUAAAUUUUCGUUGAGAAGAUACGCGACGGUAGCUCGAUGACGUCAUAAAUCCACGCGUGGCAUUCCUGUAUUCACGACCGUUUAGAUCUAUAGAGAUUUUUAAUAAAAUAUGCCUUGCUACCUAACCACGUG
This is a messenger RNA of Priapulus caudatus, 1373 nucleotides long. RefSeq names its product keratinocyte-associated protein 2-like. The transcript is spliced from 5 exons. The record is from RefSeq and is a predicted model, not a curated record. Bases 80 to 481 code for a protein of 133 amino acids. Lineage: Eukaryota; Metazoa; Priapulida; Priapulimorpha; Priapulimorphida; Priapulidae.